This is a messenger RNA of Limulus polyphemus (Atlantic horseshoe crab), 1141 nucleotides long. Its product is annotated as nuclear pore complex protein Nup85-like. Bases 1 to 1125 code for a protein of 374 amino acids. Gene Ontology annotation, molecular function: structural constituent of nuclear pore. Gene Ontology annotation, biological process: mRNA export from nucleus; protein import into nucleus; positive regulation of DNA-templated transcription. The transcript is spliced from 13 exons. Gene Ontology annotation, cellular component: nuclear pore outer ring. Lineage: Eukaryota; Metazoa; Arthropoda; Merostomata; Xiphosura; Limulidae. The record is from RefSeq and is a predicted model, not a curated record.
AUGUCUGUUGCAGAUAGGCCAAGUAAGUUUUCACCAUGUUCUCCCAAAAUUCACCAGAUCAAGUGGGACACGUCGUUACAGAACCCGGCUACAAGAAAGCUUGUCAAUGAAUCUCAUGCAAUAUUUCUCACUCUUCAGAAAAUAGCCACGGAAGUCAAAGAUAAUGCCUUAAAAGAACAACUUGUUAAGAUAAGCCGCAGAUACCGGUCUGUGCUUAGUGCUUGUGUAGAAAACCUUCAAAAUGAUGCUGAUUCUGCCCAUGAUGGUGAAAUAAAAAAUGAAUAUAUUUUACAGAGUGAAUUGUUUUACAAACUUGAACUGAUAUGGAACUUGUGUGAAAUUCUUUUCAUUGACAUUAAGCCAGGUGGUGUUAUCCUGUGCCAGUUACUAGAAUGGAUUCGACUUCAUUUCACAGAGGGCGACAGAAAAAUGGAAGUUGUUUUGGAGCAGGAAAACCCGUGGGAACAACAAGAGGCCUGGGAUGCUGUCUUCUGCUUCGUAUUUCAAGGGCGUACAGAGGAUGCUCGAAAGCUACUUCAAACUCAUCCAAAUUCAUCACGUGAUGACUUCAGCAGCAUGGAUGAGUUAUUAAGAAAAAUGCCAUUUUAUCAGUCUGUUACCACCUGUUCUCUUACCGAGUUCAAGCUUAGAUGGCAUCACUGGCAGGAUGAAUGUGUGCGCCGUCUUCAAGAUGGAGAGUUUGCUGCAGUUGACGGACUUGAGGCUACUUGUAAGAUCCUUUGUGGUGAUUGGGAGAUGUUCCAAGAGCUGAGUGAGCUUUGUGAAACCUGGUAUCAUUUGAUGGUUUCGAGAUUGCUGUAUACUGACCCUACUGUCAAAGCUCAUGACCUCUUUAGUAUAGCUCAGGAAUGUACCACUAUGUUUGACUCAGUUAAUCAGAUGACUCAUCUGGACAACACCCUAUUGGCAGCUAUGGAGUUCGAUCUUCAGCAAGUCAUUCGAGAAUGUGGGCUUUACCUUGACAGCUGGUGGUUUGUGGCCCAUCUUACAGACCUGUUACAUCAUGGGGGUCAGUUAGACCUUCAACAACUCAGCUACUCUAAAAAUCUCCGAGAAUUUCAGCUCAUAGACUAUGCAUCUUCCUUAAUGACUCAUCAGAGGUAAGAAGAUUCAUUCUGAC